AUGGAAGUAGUAGCCACGCUUGCACCAAUUAGCUGCGAUAAUGCAGAGCAGGCAAAUUUACCACCAAUCAAAGACGUUUUGGGCGAUAUUCCAAUUGUUAGUUCGCAGAUAGAUAAACUCAGAAAAGAAUUAACCAGGAACAAAACGGAACUACAAGCUUCAAUUGCUAAAAUGAAAGCCUUGAUUGAAAAUUUUGACUACGAGUCCAUCGUAGCGAUACAAAAAGAAUGCCAAGUCAUUAGAGAGUUCACUAAUAAGAUUAGAAUGAGAAUGAUUAAACAUGAUUGCAUUGACAUCCAAAAUAAUAGUGACAUUUACAUAAAUGAAAUUAUUCCACCGACAUGGUUUGAAUUCAAAAGGGAAGGUCCAAAGUAUUGCGUUCAUUGCGAGUGUGUGGAGACUAUUGAAUGGCGUAACGGUCCGUGGGGUAAAGCGACUUUGUGUAAUGCAUGUGGUUUGUGGUAUCGCAAAUUGAAGAAAAAAUUUACCGCAGAACAAUCAGCAAUAAUAAUGGAGGAGAAAAGACUCUUUUCCAAUAAACAUGAUAGGAAAGAGUUUUCUAAAUUUGAUGCAGAUGAUAAAAGACUAAAGAUCAUUAAGGACUCAUUGAUUGACCGGAUAAACAAAUUCAUAAAGGAGGUAGAGUUAUGCAAGAGUACUGCUGCCAAGCUAAAGCAAAUAAAAGCAAAAGAGGAUAUGGAUCAGAAAGUGACACCUCGGGAAAUAAACAAGUACGAUUCAAUUUCUCGUAUAUGUUGA
Messenger RNA from Kluyveromyces lactis, 759 nucleotides. Its product is annotated as GATA-type transcription factor. Bases 1 to 759 code for a protein of 252 amino acids. Gene Ontology annotation, molecular function: sequence-specific DNA binding; zinc ion binding. The record is from RefSeq and is a predicted model, not a curated record. Gene Ontology annotation, biological process: regulation of DNA-templated transcription. The transcript has a single exon. Lineage: Eukaryota; Fungi; Ascomycota; Saccharomycetes; Saccharomycetales; Saccharomycetaceae.